CCGCGCAGCCAAGAAAAUGGCCAACAACACGCCGGUGUCGCUGGGUUCGAGCGUAUCUUUGCGCGUCGUUUUGUGAACCCCGUAGUCCGCAUUCACGUUGACGUCUGUCGCCAUUUCCUCGGCGCGGAGGAGCCUGUCCGUUUAUAUUGCAAGCUAUGGCAGAAGGAAAUGGAGAGAUAAAAAUGGAAGAAAAGCAAGAAAUGGAAAAUGUGGAACGGACAGAAGAUUUUAACAAACUUAUACAAUAUGGAUUAGAUGAGAAAGUAGCUGCCAAAUUGGAUGAAAUUUAUAAAACAGGCAAAUUGGCUCAUGUUGACCUGGAUGAAAGAGCUCUCGACGCUUUAAAGGAAUUUCCAGUUGACGGUGCACUAAACGUUCUUACACAAUUUUUGGAAUCUAAUUUGGAGCAUGUAUCCAACAAAUCGGCAUAUCUUUGUGGAGUUAUGAAAACAUAUAGACAGAAAAGUCGCGCUGGUCAAGGUACGGGUACUAGUACGACGCCCAAAGCCCCAGAUGAAGAUAAAAUUAAGUUAAUUCUGGAAAGAACAGGAUACCCUUUGGAUGUAACUACUGGACAAAGAAAAUAUGGUGGUCCUCCACCAAAUUGGGAGGGCCCAACUCCUGGCACUGGUUGUGAGGUUUUUUGUGGCAAAAUUCCAAAAGACAUGUACGAAGACGAAUUAAUUCCGUUAUUUGAAAAAUGCGGGAAGAUUUGGGAUUUGAGACUGAUGAUGGAUCCCAUGUCAGGUUCCAAUAGAGGAUAUGCAUUUAUCACAUUUACUAACAGGGAAGCUGCGCAGCAGGCUGUCCGAGAGCUCGAUAAUCACGAAAUAAAACCCGGCAAGAGUCUGAAAGUAAACAUUAGCGUUCCUAACCUACGACUUUUUGUGGGGAACAUACCAAAGUCAAAAGGCAAAGAGGAGAUCUUGGAGGAAUUUGGUAAAUUAACAGCUGGCUUGACAGAGGUGAUUAUCUACAGUUCACCGGAUGACAAAAAGAAGAAUAGGGGUUUUUGUUUCUUGGAGUACGAAUCUCACAAAGCAGCUUCUUUAGCCAAGAGAAGGCUGAGUACCGGACGUAUCAAAGUUUGGGGAUGUGAUAUUAUUGUCGAUUGGGCGGAUCCUCAAGAGGAGCCAGAUGAACAAACCAUGUCUAAAGUGCGUGUACUUUACGUACGAAAUUUGACACAAGAUUGCUCUGAGGAGAAGUUGAAGGAAAGUUUUGAACAAUAUGGCAAAAUUGAGCGAGUAAAAAAGAUCAAGGAUUAUGCCUUUAUACACUUUGAAGAUAGAGAUAAUGCUGUUAAGGCAAUGAAUGAAUUGAAUGGUAAAGAAAUGGGUGGAUCUCAUAUAGAAGUUUCAUUGGCAAAACCACCAUCCGAUAAGAAGAAGAAGGAAGAAAUGCUACGCGCCAGAGAAAGACGAAUGAUGCAAAUGUUACAGGGUAGAGGCGGAGGAUCUCCGUCUCAUCCCAGCAUGAUGGGUGGACCAAUGCCAGUUCGUGGACCUACACAAGGACCUCGGGGCACUGGUGCAGGUAUGCGUGGACAGAUGGGACGAGGCGAUUACGAUUAUGAUUACGACUAUUACGGUUAUGGGGAUUAUCGAGGUGGCUACAGUGAUCCCUAUUACGAUGACUAUUAUCGAUACGAAGAUUACUAUUUCGAUUAUGCGCCGCCUCCGCCACCUGCCAGAGGGAGAGGCAGGCAGCCUCAACCGGCUGGUCGUGGCCGUGGAGUAGUGCCACGUGGCCGAAUCGGUGGCCCGCAAGCCCGUGGGCCGGUCAGGGGGGGACGCAACCUCGCAGCUUCAGGGGCCCGUGGGGUCCAGCGGCUGGCCGCUCGUGGGGGGGUCCGCGCCAAGGGAAGUUUACCAGGUGAGGAUGCAGGUAAACGAAAAUUUGACGGGGGUCACCAGAACCAGGGGGAAUCUAAGCGUCGCUUCCAGAGCAAUUGGGGAAACCAGCCCCUCGCCCAACAACCAUUGGGCAAUGCAUAUGGAUUGGCGAGUGUAAAUGGUGGCAGCGGUGGUGGUGGCGGUGACAUAGCUUUCGGAAGUAGAGCCGGCACACUCGGUGGUGUUUCCGGUGACGAUCACGAAUGGUAUCAAGACUCUUACCAGUCGUGGAGCUAACUUCUGCAAUCUUGUGAGUGAUAAAAAAAAGAUACGCACGAACAAAUAUACGAUAAACGAGGAAUAGAAAAUAUAUAAAAUAAGGAGAGAAAAGAUCAGAUUGACAAAAAAUGGAGCAAGAAAGAAGAUAGAGAGAGAGAGAGAGAGAGAGAGAGAGAGAGAGAGAGAGAGAGAGAGAGAGAGAGAGAGGAAACUUAAUACGAAAGAACAGAGAUCAUUUAUUUGUAUUAUUAUCGCUCUUAAUCGAAUUGAAGUAAUUGUAAAUGUUUUUUCAUAUUAACGAUAUGCAGCAACAACUGUGUUCUGCGCCACCACCAUCGCCCGCUGUUGUUGUGAUUAUGUACAGUGAUGUGCCACUGAGACUAAUUAUACCGAAGUGUGACCACCCACCCACCCCGUACUAUCAUAUAUUAUUAUUAUGAUAAUACUAAUCUAAGUACCACUACUGCAUUGUCACAUUGUUUACUGCCAAGUGAUGAAGAUCAGCGAUGUUGACAUAAGGAUUGUGAUGGCUUGUAUUAGUUAAGAGAGACUCAUGGAAGCCUGCGGUUUUUAUUACGCGAUGAUUAGAUGUUUUGAAUCUAUAUGACGAAGCAUGUAUGUUAGAUAGGUCAAAGGAACGAAGUAAAGCGCGAAAAGAAAAACGAAAAACUUAUAAAUGAAAGAUAGAAAUCGAAAUGGAAGUCCAACUUUGGGAAAGCAGGAAACGUAGCUAGACGAGUAAAAGCAUAGGGCGAGAAUGCGAUAUUUAGUGAGUAUGAAAGAGAGAGAAAAAUUGUCCUUAAACGGAAUGUGUCUGUGUGUAUUUGUGCGAGGAACGCGUUACGCGCGUCGCAAGACCUUCUAUUGUUGGUCUAUAAACGUGUACAGUCAGUGAAACUAUUAUUAUUAAGAGUCACACAGGCAAGGUUUUGCGGAUGUUAGCGAGUAUGAAAAACGUUACAACGGCUCUGCGAAUGUCUCCCACAUUAGGUUUUGCUUAUCGGUCACGCGAGGAUUUUAUUGGGUAAGAAAAGGAGAGAAAAUGAAAAAAAAGAGUAUUGCUCACAAUCGAGAGGAAACCCACUUGUACAGUAAAUUUUUCAAUGACAGUAUCCAAGUAGCAAGGCAAACUCGGAUCCAAAUUAUAAUAUAUUUAUUUGUUAAUGUGUUUCUUUUUUUUAUUGAAAAAUUAAAAAAUUGAUCGUUGAAAGCAAAUAUUUAAAGUGAGUCUAUUCCCUUUGAAAGGGAAACGAAAAAAGAGUGUAUUGUUUUUUCUAAAUUUUAUGUAAAAAGUAAAUUUGUUUCUUGUAUUUUUUUUUAAGAAAAAGAGAAGUUUUUAAAGAUGAUUGACUACAAAUUUGAUAAUGAUAGUCACAGAUUGAGGUAGGAUGUAAAAUGUAAUGUUUACAAAAUGCAUGAACACAUACAGCACACAUUUUGAGUGUUGACUUGUUGUUAUUGUUAGUCUGUUAGUUAAUUAGUAAGAGUUGUAAGUGCGGGCUGUAGUUGGUCCCUGUCCCUGGAGCCCAGACACCCCCUGUUCUGGAUGAUUAUUUAAAAAAGAGAAGGAAAAAAAGGAAAACAACAGAUCAUUUGUAUUUUACACGCACCCCCGGAAUAUGAAAACAAACAUGACGUAAAGACAAAAGAAAAGAAAACUAAAAAAGAUAUAAUGGAAUAGCAUAUUAAACUUCUGUUUGUUGUAACACACCAAAUGAGACGAUACAACACUGCAUACAAACAUACUAAACGUGUGUGUGCACCUAUACUUAUCCAUCUACACACACACACACACACAGAUAGAGGGGAGUAUGUGCGCAUAUGGGCGCGCGCGCACACACAUACACAUUUAUAUAUCAAUUUGUGUGUGUGUGUGCGUGUGCGCGCGCGCGCACGCGCGUGUGUGUGAGACAAGAUAUCAAGUAUAAUUUGAUACCGAACAAUUAUGCCACAAAAAUGAUUAACUUGAGUAUACAAAGAUUGCAUCUCAUCGCAAUAUAGUAUUACUAAUGAUUUUUUUACCUCUCCUUUCACACACACACACACACACACACGCACACGCACGCGUGUAUACUCAAUAAGAAAAAAAAAUGCGAAAUGAUUGACGCACCAAUGGACGAAAUGGUUGGAUAAUAAUGAUAGAUUGUUCGCCCGACCUCAUUUUACGAGCAUUUUGUUAAUUUUUAUUCAUAUUUUACUUAAGUCUAAUUCUUCUUUGUCAUCGAUACUGUUUUGUUGGUAGCGAUGAAUUUAACCGCAUCUAGUAAUAAUGAUUAGACAAGAAAAUUUCCUCCGUUCUUAUAUACACGUUUUGUCUCAGUAAUUGCGAUCAUUGUUUAUACAAAAAAGAUAGAAAAAAGGAAGGAGGAAAAAAAGAAAAUUUAAAAGCGAAUUACAUCGCGGUUUAUGUUUAGCUAUUUCAUUUCGUUUUAGUCCUCUCGUGCUCCCUCCUCCCUUUUUUACCGUCCCCAAUUGUUCGUCUACCACAUAUUUUAUAUAUACCUACCUACUCUACUUACUUACACAUCCUAUUUAUAAAAGCAUAAUAUCGAGGAUAUAAUAAUAUUAAUAUUAACAAUAUGAUAAGGAUGAUAUUGCUAAUCAUAAUUGAGUGGGUUUUUGUGAACACAUGAUAAUAUUCCAGUAUAAAAGAAGAAAAAUUCUGUUUUUUCCGUGCAAAAAUGUAAUUAAUAAAAAGGGAUUAAUAGGAAUACGAUAGAAAAGAAUAAAGACAAAAAAGAUAAUGAAAAAGAAGCAAGAGAAUAUGUUAUAUGUUACACAUGUAUACACACACACACGUACAUAAAUGCAGAGAUACGAUUAAAGAGAGAGUUCGGCUUGCGGGGGCAAGGAAGCAUAACUUGGCUAAAGCGGAAACAGUUCACGGUGACGAGAUUCUUAGACUGAUCUAGGUACUAGCGUUUAUCGAUAAUACCACCGACUCCGCCUCUGUUGAAAAGGCGCCCCAAGAGUAUCACUAUCAUAAUUCCUUUCCCGUUUUUUUUAUCCUCGCCGUUUCGCCCCGUGCCCUCUUCCCAUUUUUCGUCUUCAUGCUUUGUCUUUUUCAAACUUCUCAUGCUCUUUGUCUCUCCCGUAUUCUUUAUUUCCCUCUUCUUCUUUUGUAUUCUGAUAAUCGAUGUGGCAGCUGGGGUGCCUGGGGUGGUUAUUGGUUGCAUUUUAGAAUAAUGCACCAUACACACUGUGGCUGGCGAUGCCGUAGCCGCGUUCGCGCGUACUCAUGCGCGCCUUUCUUUUUUUUGCCCGGCCAACGCCCCGGUUAAAGUAAUGACAAUGAUAAUAAUAAUAAUAAUUCACAGCAUACAUUGUGUCCUUUUUUGGGGAGAGAGGGAUUGUUCACAUCAUACGGGGCGAUUAUAUCGCGAUUGGCCACCUCUCACGUGUCAGGCGGAUAUUGUGUGAUCCAUGGGCUAACAUGGCGAACGUUAGUUCAAAGUGGCCCACGAACCACGUGUUUUUUUAAUUAUAUAUAUAAAUAUAUAUUAUAUUCCUACGAAUAUGCAUUUUUGUGACGUGAUGUUAUUUAGCACUAAUUAACGAGAAAGAAGGAAAUCAUAUAAUUAAUGAAAGAUUAAAGAUGAAUAAGAAAAAUCACCGCCUCCAAAUCCCCGAAAAGGAAAAGAAACAUAUGCAUAUGUUAUAUCUUUUUUGCGCUACAUGUCAGCUCCGCAGCUGUAAAGCAGAUGUGCAAAAUUUAUCGUCAAAUUUUUUGCCGUUAAUUGUAUUUUGCGUUUUCUCUCAGAUUAUUUAAUUAUUCACCUUUUCUACCAAUUGCUUUACUUUUUCCUGCAAUUUUUAUUUCUUCAGGUUGCCUCUAAUUUUAAUAGUGUGAAACGUAGUUAAAUAUAAUGAUUAAUAAUGAAUUUAAAAACGAAUGUUAUAACAUGGUUCCUUUUUUCGGGCUAGGAGCUUGAUUUAAAGUGUCAAAGAUUUUGUGUAUGACCAGAUGUAUUCUACAUGUCUCAAUAAACAGUUGUAUGUGAAUUACCUUUCUUAAA
Messenger RNA from Monomorium pharaonis (pharaoh ant), 6130 nucleotides. RefSeq names its product heterogeneous nuclear ribonucleoprotein R (gene Syp). Gene Ontology annotation, cellular component: nucleus; ribonucleoprotein complex. The coding region runs from base 156 to 2132 and encodes 658 amino acids. The transcript has 12 exons. The record is from RefSeq and is a predicted model, not a curated record. Gene Ontology annotation, molecular function: mRNA binding. NCBI's taxonomy places the organism in Eukaryota, Metazoa, Arthropoda, Insecta, Hymenoptera, Formicidae.